AUGGGGAAGGGCGUGGAAUGGCUUAAGGAUGUCUGUCUGGAGGCAAAGAAGGUCGCCCGGAAGUCAUGCACAUGCCUCUCGGCCAGAGCCAGUUCGCCUUCUAUCCGCGACUCGAGCCUCACGUCUCAAAUCGGCUUAGUUAGGAGAAAGUGCAAGGCCACUAGCGUGAAAGCCCGCACGAUACCCGAGGAAGCUUGGGUCUCCGCGCCCGCCGUAGAUGUCGUGACAGAGGCAGCCUGUUGCCUUGGAGCCGGCGAGACGCGGUUCGGCCCCAGCUGUGGAGAACGCCGGCCGCGGGCCACAAUCAUCAUGUCGGUGUUGGACGCACUUUGGGAGGACCGGGACGUCCGCUUCGACGUGUCCUCACAACAAAUGAAAACAAGACCUGGAGAAGUCCUUAUUGAUUGUUUAGAUUCAAUUGAAGAUACCAAAGGAAAUAAUGGGGAUAGAGGUAGACUCUUAGUAACAAAUUUAAGAAUUAUCUGGCAUUCUUUGGCAUUACCGAGAGUCAAUCUUUCUGUUGGUUACAACUGCAUAUUGAAUAUAACAACAAGGACUGCUAACUCUAAAUUACGAGGCCAAACUGAGGCUCUUUAUAUACUAACAAAAUGUAACAGUACUCGUUUUGAAUUUAUCUUUACAAAUGUGGUUCCUGGAAGUCCUAGACUUUUUACUUCUGUGAUUGCAGUACACAGAGCAUAUGAAACAUCUAAAAUGUAUCGUGAUUUUAAGUUGAGAAGUGCACUAAUUCAAAACAAGCAACUAAGAUUAUUACCACAAGAACAUGUAUAUGAUAAAAUCAGUGGAGUAUGGAAUUUAUCCAGUGAUCAGGGAAAUUUGGGAACGUUUUUUAUUACCAAUGUGAGAAUUGUGUGGCAUGCAAAUAUGAAUGACAGUUUUAAUGUCAGUAUACCGUAUCUGCAAAUUCGUUCAAUAAAGAUUAGAGAUUCAAAAUUUGGUUUAGCUCUUGUUAUAGAAAGCUCUCAGCAGAGUGGAGGAUAUGUUCUUGGAUUUAAAAUAGAUCCUGUGGAAAAACUGCAAGAAUCAGUUAAGGAAAUCAAUUCACUCCACAAAGUCUAUUCUGCCAGUCCUAUAUUUGGAGUGGAUUAUGAGAUGGAAGAAAAGCCACAGCCCCUUGAAGCUCUGACAGUUGAACAAAUUCAAGAUGAUGUAGAAAUAGACUCCGAUGACCACAGAGAUGCUUUUGUGGCUUAUUUUGCUGAUGGCAACAAGCAACAAGAUCGUGAACCUGUAUUUUCAGAAGAACUGGGGCUUGCAAUAGAGAAAUUGAAGGAUGGAUUCACCCUACAGGGACUUUGGGAAGUAAUGAGUUGAUCUUGAGUUGAACUGCAUUUCUAUUUAAAGAUAUCUCAAGAUUAAAGAUACUAGUUGCCUGGUUUAAGGCACAGAAUAGGUUUUAUAUUUACAGAACAAGCUUUAAGAAAGAGUUUCUUAAUGAUUUAAGGGAAAACUCAUUUAUCUGAGAUUUUACUGCCAGUUUUCUAAAAAUUAUAUUUAAA
Molecule: messenger RNA, 1520 nt
Organism: Trichechus manatus latirostris (Florida manatee)
Lineage: Eukaryota; Metazoa; Chordata; Mammalia; Sirenia; Trichechidae
Gene: BBS5
Product: Bardet-Biedl syndrome 5
Biological process (GO): intracellular transport; cilium assembly
Cellular component (GO): BBSome; ciliary basal body
Molecular function (GO): phosphatidylinositol-3-phosphate binding
Source: RefSeq, a predicted model, not a curated record